Molecule: messenger RNA, 3000 nt
Organism: Exophiala dermatitidis NIH/UT8656
Lineage: Eukaryota; Fungi; Ascomycota; Eurotiomycetes; Chaetothyriales; Herpotrichiellaceae
Exons: 3
Coding region: 548-2809 (753 amino acids)
Biological process (GO): negative regulation of transcription by RNA polymerase II
Cellular component (GO): Sin3-type complex
Molecular function (GO): histone deacetylase binding
Source: RefSeq, a predicted model, not a curated record
UUUCGGUUUGGGGGGCUUCAUUUCUCCACGACGCCAACACGCUGCCCUCGACAAUCUACCAUUCCACCCUCCAACAUUGUAGUAUUCAAUUGCAGUUGUGCCCAAGGCUUGAAACAGUUCCCUAGGCACGCAUUUUAGCCGUCGAGCGUUGCAGCCAGCGGCCUUCGACCUCCAUGCGCACAUUCUCUUCUGCUAAGGAAUCGCAACACCAUCUGCUGUUGAAGCCAUCGGACCUGUUCCUCAACCCACCUCCAAUCUCCAGCAAAUCGAAGUCACCAGUCUCUAAGUCCGUUAUCCAGUUGCGACUCUGUGUCACGAUUGUUCCAAGAGCCGUUCAACGGGGUGACAUUACGCGGGGAAUUGAAGCUUGACUGCCAAAUCUGCUGUCACUGAGCGCUAGAGAGAUUCGCGUCCAAAAACCAUGCUACUGUAACUGCUUUCACUCGCCCCAUAACGUGUCCGGGUCUGGCCACCUUCCACGGACUGCCUACUUCAGUGCCCUCUCCUACCUCCUGCGCCCUCACUCCUACCAAAACCACUUUUCGGAAUGGACUCGGCAGCCGAUUCGCUUCUGGCCCUCUCUAACGUUGCGACAGCGACCGCCGCAAAAGAAGAACCAAUUUCAGACGAUGACCGCUCGAGCAGUCUUAGCGAGCUAGACGACAAUCUGGAUGAUGUUGAAGAUGAAGCCAUACAACCGGCCAAAGCGCCUGAAGUCGACUCAGAGGCCGAGACUGAGCGGCUUCAAGUCACACCCGAUAACCUUGGUCGAAAGAAGCCUUUACAAAUCAGUCCUAGCAAACUAGCCCACAGAGAGGAUGUUGACAUGCGUCCAGAAAUCGAGAGCAUAACAGAAAGCGCUGUGUCCUCGCCUAUAUCCUCGCAUCCAGACUCGGAAAUCGAAGGCGCACUUAGCGACGGGCCAGACGUCCAGGACGAACCGCACGCAGAAGAUGAAACGAAUAGAGCCAGAGCCAAUUCUCCAAACAAGCGAAAAAGAGAAACAAGUGAAUCAGAUGCUGAAGAAGCCCCUACCUCGCAAAGACGCCGAACCACGUCCCCUGAAAGUGAGGACGAGAAAUCGGACCCUGAGAGUGAAGUUGGGGACAGUCGCGACCAACCUACCCGAGAAGCAACAGUAGAAGCAGAAGUGGCCGCGCCAGAACACGAGACCGAGGAUGCUGAAGAGCCGACGGAAAGCCGGGAAGAAGCUGAAAAGGUUGACACCAGCGAGGAUUCGAAGGAUAAGACCAGAAAUCGGCCGCGGCGCAAAGCGAAGGGCGAGGUGAUACAAGAACCACAUGCAGAAACCGAAGACGACGCCGAGGCCGCCGAGGAUACUGACGCAGUAGACGAAAACGACGCGGAGGCUGCGGUCAAGACUGAAGAAGAACAGGCCAAACGAAUGGCGGCCAUGGAAGCGCUGACGACACUGGAGAAGCAUUUCGCCGCAUUGAGAGAUCGACUUUACGAUGAAAAGAUUGCAGGCAUCAAUCAUGAACUUGCAUUGUUAUCCGAGCCGAAACCAUGCCAUCCAGAGUUAUUGCGACAGCUCGAAGCAGUGAAAAAGUACCGCGACGAAAAGUUCGAGGUCGAACAAAAGCUUCUGGUGUACAAGAUUGGGGCGCUCAAGAACAGGGCUGUGGCAGAACGCAGCCAGAUACACAGUCAGUAUUUCCAGACUGUGCGGGACAUCCGAGAGAAGUACUUGGAGCGCAUCAGCGAACACUUCUACCGCAUCCAACGCGACAGAUUCAAGACGGACUCGAUGGUCCCGAAUUUCACCAUUCCCUUUCCCGAGAAACGUUCCCAGCAAAUCCUACAACAAACCGCAUACAACAAAGAAGUGUCGAUUCUGUCAGGCAUUGCCAAAUAUGUUGGCUUUCCGGCUGCUCCAGAGCUGGAACCUUCAAAGCAGAAGGAUGUGGAGGAUGACCUGCAGAAGAUGGGUAUUUCAGCUGCUCAGACCCGACCCACGAGGCUCCCGCAGAGACAAAUGCAAGGCCCUGUCUCAGGGACACAGCUAUCAGGCCCACAGGCCGAAGAGCAGUUCCUCGAACAGACGCCCUGGGCCAACCCACAGCAUCCCAUCCACCGACUCAGUCGGCGGAAUUCCAACAGCAACAUCACCAACAACAAUAUCCACCGGUCGCCAAUGGCCGAGUUCCUCACGCCCGCGAACCAACAACGCACCACGGAGAACCCACAACCCGCUGGCUCGGCCUCGACGAUCGUCGACCCAUCUGCGCAGCUCUCCUCGGCCCUCAACACCCCCCAUGACGACCCACAUCAACAACAACAGCAACAACAUCAUUACCAACAACACAGUAGCACGACGAAAACGGAGCCCCAAUAUGGUGGCGGAGGCUCCAAUGUCCAUAAUUACCGACAGCAUUCCAGCUCGCCUCUCGAGACACGGAGAGUGCCUCCCAAUCCCGGCGCACGCCGCGACUUUCAUAUCGCUUCGGACAGCAUCGCGUACAAUAAUCACAACCCCAACAGCAGCAACAAUCAUGCUGAGGAUCCUCCACCACAGCAACAACCUACAAAGGACAAUAUGCAUCGAGACUUCAACUCGUCGCCGCUCACGUCGCGUGCCCAAUUGGCAGCUGCAGCUUCACCGCCACGGUCGACGUCGGCGCGUCCGGAAAAGAUGGUGUCUUCGAGAUUUACUACUGGUGCCAAUACCAGCAGCAACGGUAACAAUGAGUCCUCCCCGUUCAAGCAGGGCAGGGACUCCGGCAUCACCACCGCGGCCACGGCGGGAUCGGGGUUCUCUGCUGCCACGGGAAAGUUUAGUAUUCGAUAGACCGAGACAGACACAGAUAUCCCCUUGAAGUUUGGAGCGGAAGCUUUUUGCACAAAGGGAGAGAGGACUGCCCACUGCUUUUUGGUUAUGAAUUGAUGGUGACGGUUUGACGGUCAUGGUCAUGGUCAUGGUAAAUACUACUAUAGUAAAUGUACAAAUUCAAAUUCAAAUCUCCCACAACUUGACUAUCG